GAGGAGGAGGAGGAGGAGGAGGAGGCGGCUCAGUCUUGUUUUCCACACACCUGAGCAGCUUGUUAACUGUAAUCAGAUCUACUUGGGAAAGUGAAUGAGGUGAGUCUCCUCAGGGUGUGUUUGUGUGUGUGUAAGUGUGGGUGGGUGGGGGAAAAAAUGUAGAGCAGGGGUUCUCUUUUUUCCAUCAUCGCCCUCGUGUUGACCUGAUUUUCUCACCGUUUUUGCAUGAGCACAAAAUGAACCCCUUUGAUAGUAUAUUCUUUUAAAUCCCCUUUUAGCUGAUUUCUAGUAUUACAGAGUCAAAGUGUGAGAACAUCACUGACAGGUGAAGCUUUAUUUCUCUACCUUAACAGAACCAUUGAGGUACAAAGAGGACGAAUGCCUGAUUUGAAUACCCAUUUCCACCUGGAGCUUGUCAGGGCAGUUUACAUUAGGACAACAGUGUGUGUAUUUUACUGUGAGGUGUGUGGAUCGAUGUAAAGGGAAAUGUCACCUCCUUUGAACAAGUCAUUUGUCAUAUUAAACCAGCCCUGAUAUGGAGUGUGUCCAUGCGUAACCUUUGCGCCAAGGCGUCUCUGCCCGUGUUUAUACAUCAAUAAUACAUGCUCAAGUGCAAGAACUGAGUAGGUCAGCAAACGUUAGGCAAAUAGGAGAUAACUUUGUGUCUGAAAACCAUAAAAUAGGUAAUUAACAUUUUGGACUUGAGUUGAGUUUUAGGUGUGUUAAAGUUACGUAUUUUUCGUUUUACCUCUUUAUUUUUGACCAAGUUUGUCAACCUUUAAGUCAAACUUCACUUCAGCUGCAGUCAACUCGCUGGAGUUAUAUAUUAUAAUAACAAUAAUAACUUUAUUUUUAUAGCACUUUUAAAAACAGAGGUUUACGAAGUGCUUUGACAAACAGUCGUAAAGCAUCAGCACAUGGAAAUGAAAACAACCGAAUUGAAGGCCAAUUUCUUUUGUCAUAAGAAACCCAGACAAUACACGAACCCUACAACAUAAAAUGAGACCAAGAGGACCAAAAUAAAAACUUAAAAUAGGUAAGAAGAAGAAAUUCAAUUUAAAAAAAGGGGGGUAGAAAACAGGAAACAGGAUAUUAAAUAUAAAAAGACAAUAUUCAUAAUAAUAAAAUAAUUAAAUGGUUAUAUUAAUGACAAAAUGGAGUAAGAUAAAUGAGCAGAUAAAAUAAAAUAAAAAUAAAAAAAGAAUAAGGAGAACUUUAUUGAUCCCCGAAGGGAAAUCCAAUUGUCUGUUGUCUCACGUAAUACGUCUAUAAAAGUUAUCUGUUUACACAAGAGUUAUAAAGUCUGAUGGCUGUUGGUACAAAAGUUCCUCUGAAUCUUUCUGUCCUGCAGCGAACAGAGAGGAGCCGUCCACCACCAUUGGCCCUUUGGUCCAUCAAGGUGUUGUGAAGUGGGUGAUCCAUGUUCUUGAGAAAAGUCUCCACCUUCCUCAGUGUAGAUCUCUCCACCACAUCCUCCCCUGAGUCCAGCUUGAGCCCUACCACAGAGCCAGGCCUAAAAGGUUAAAUAAGAAAAGAUUGUAAGUAAAACAAAGGCUAAAAGGACAGUAAGUCUAAAUAAGAUAGAGGUUUAAAAAAAGAGAAAAGAAAAAAGAUUUAUUGAUAUUGAUAUUGACGGAUUCAUCACACCUAACCUCAGAUAGUUUAGUUAAAAGAACAGACCAUAGACAUGUCUGAUGAGGAUACAUUCACUUGUAACCACAAUCCUUAAUAACAUCAGUCUCUCAGAUGUUUUAGGGAAUACGAAUCGUCCUAAAAUAUCUCUACAUCCUUAUGAUCCUAUAAAACAAGCAAACCAAGUAGGCUGUUUCCAUCAUUAAUGCAGGCCAGUUGAAAGGUUUAGCUCAUGAUUUCAUUUGUAUCUCUAAAUCUCGGUCAGAUGGAGCAUAUAUCUGGGCUGCAGUGGAGGAUCAUACCAGGUUGCUGUCUCUGCUUGUUUUUCUGCUGCUGGUGCGGCUGCUGCUGUCUACGUCAGAGGCGGCGCUGCGGCGCAGUGUCGGGCUGCAGCAGCACGAUGGUGGUGCGACGGAUGCGCACAAGGAUGCGACAAAGUUUCAAGAUGCUACCGCACUAAGAAGCAGAGUUUACAUGGCUGAAACAGACGUGCAAAUAAGUCCUUCUUUGCUGGCGCUAAGACGGCAGUUCGCUUCAGGCUGCGUUCACACAGGUCGUUCAAGUCCUCGGUCUGUGCACCUGCAUGAUCUGUGAGCCAGGUGAGGGUAAGCAUGAGUAGUGGGUGUGGCGUCGUUCACACAGUCUGUAUGACCUACUACAUAUAGGCCAGUGGCGAACAAGCGAGGCAGCUUUUUUUUUUCGUUUACACAAAGCGGCGGAGCUGCAAAGCGACGCGGGCUGCUGCCUCCAGCUCGUCCUGCUGUUCUCUUCAUCAUUAGUUUCAUCCUGAGGAUCAGAAGGCGCCUACUGAGGUGAGUCAAUCCUAAAUCCGCUUCUACAAAAUUUUAAUCUGAUACAACUCCUCUAAUACUUAUGUUUACAAUAGGAAUAAACUCAGGAGUGAUGUUAAAGUGUAUGAUCUCUAUGUGUAGAUGGUGUUACAGUGAAUGUUUGCGUAAAUUAUGUGCCAUGCGUUUAACAUGUACUUACAACAAGAUCAUCUGAGUCGGAAAACAUCCCUAUUGUAAAUUGAAGCUUAUCAUUACUGCUAAAAAAAAGUACACAGAUCACUAUGAUUCUGUUCGUUUAUUUACAUUGAUCAGGUGAAUUUUUGGUGCGUCCUUUCAAAUGCUGUCCAUGUUGGAAAAAUGACUGUUUUCCUACUCUCUCCAAAGUAAAUUCUAGAAGCCAGGCUGAGACACCUGUACCUGAAGCGCACCUGCUAGCCCCGCCCUCUACCUCUGUAGCAGGACCUGUUCCUGCCUGCAGCUAUGUAAACCCCACCACGAAUAAACACACAGCUUUUUUUUCUUAUCAGAUUUGGAAAACUAUAAACACCAUAACCCAUAUAAAGAAAACUUUGAAACGAAGUUUGUCAUCACUGUGUAUUUGUUGGUGUAUGUUUUCCUUGUGCUGCUUUGGAAAACCAAUGCUCAUUACCGUCCUCACAGACAUCACAAACAAUUGUAUGUAUGGGUGUCCCCAUGUGUGGCAACGCAUGUGUUGCAAGUAUGGGAAUACAUAUGCCAGGAAACUAGGGGACUUCUAUAUGUUUGGAUUCAUUUAUCUACCUACACGAUCAAUCCCCAUAAGACCCUGAGACCUGCCUGAUUGCACCCCAGGGCUCUGCUGUGGAUUGGAGGGGCUUUGGGGAGUACCCCUUAGUAGCUUUCACAACUCCUAAUUAAUAAACACAUAGCAACAAGGACUAUUUUUUAAAUUUAAUGACUAUUUUCCACUGUGGUUGUUAUUAGAUUAAUGAUAAAUACAAGUUGAGCAAUUCAUGAUUAAAUUAUGAAUACUGUGUCAACUUUAGACAACAAUAAAAAGUAAAAAGUAAUAAAGGAAUAACUUAAAAGAAAAGACAGGUAAUUCAUAGACAUAAACUUUGAAAUGGUAGAAUAAUGCAUGGCUUAAUAAAACACACAAAUAAGCUGAUAGAGUUGCCCAAAAUAGAGUAAGACUGUCAAAAGCAUGACUAAGAAAGUUGUUUUUCUCAUGAAUAAUAAAUGAUCCUUGAUAUCUAUUGAACAAAACAAAAACUGAAUUUUAAAUAGCAAGGACAAAAUCUUGAGAUGAGAGAUUUUAUUAUGAUGAUACCAAAUAUAAAAUGCUUGAGCACAGAAAAUGAUACACUGGUGUCUUCAGAUUGACAGUAUUUCUUCUUACCUCUGUACAUCAUAGAGUUAUUUAUUUAUAUUUUUGUAUGCAGUGCUUUUGUGCUUUUCUGUGAAUACUCUUAACCUGAUGUCAAAAAUGAGUGGUAUCACCUCCAUUUCAAAUCAUGAUCUUCCACUUUAUCCAGCAGCUGAUCUGAUGAGUGUUCUAGGGCAGCCAGCUGACUGAGAGAAGUGAGAGAUGGUGCUGGUGCAGUGGAGACUUUCCAUUCUUUGACAAAAGUUUGGGCCUCAGGCACCAUUAAGAGCUCUCACAGUUAAGUUAAAAGCAAAUCUGAUAAGUAUGCUGGAGUGAUACCAUUAGAAGCUUUAUAAACCAAUAAAGAACUCUGAAAAUCAAUUCUCAAACAUACCGGUAGCUCAUAUAGAGACUCUUAAACCAUUGGGAUGUGGGCCAGGGAUUGCCAUGGCCACCCUGAACUCAUGUUGGCCACCUCUCAAUCCUAAACCCUAGCUGACCUCUGGCUUAGUUAGGGGCAGUACGUACAAUUUAUGAAAAUCAAUUAUUACUCUACAUGUUCACUUUGGACAAACAUCUAUUUUUUGUGUCCCUAGAGAAGUUUAGUACACUUUAAUGCUGCUUUUCUACAUUUUUUUUAAUCAUUGCUUGGUUAUUCUUUUAUAUCAGAGUUAGAAUAGAUGUGAUUUGAGGUUUGGGAUAAGUCCUGAUGGUUUACCACACCAUAAACUUACUCUGUUGAACAUCUCUAAAGUCAUAACUCUCUUUAUAGUAAUUUGAAAACUUUAUUUACUUUGAUAUGUAAAAUUUUGCAUAAAAUAUAUAAAAAAAAAAAAACAUGAAAAAUGUAUCAUACUGUUAAAUUACACAAUAAAGUAGUACAGUCUAGCUUCCCCUUGAUAACUGUGAUAAAUUCACUGUAAAAUGAUAACCCAGAUAUAUGAAACACUCUGGCAGAGGCUAUUCUUCUCAGAUCCUCAAAAUCCUCUGCUAUACUUCCUUAUCUGUUUGUUCUCCUCUUUAGAUAUCUCUCUUUUAUCUCUCACAACUCUCUGCCUCGAUUUUCUUUCAGUCCAGCGUGCACAAUGAACUUCAAGAACUUCAGGGAGUACCUGGCUUGGCUCUACUACCAGUACCUGCUCAUCACAGGUAUCUACGUCCUGGAGCCCUGGGAAAAAUCAAUCUUCAACUCCAUCCUCUUCUCAGCCAUUGCCAUGGUAAUCUACACCUCAUAUGUCUUUGUGCCCAUCCAUGUGCGCCUCGCACUGGAGUUUUUCUCGGGGAUCUUUGGUGGCCAGCCUGAGAGCACCAUGGCACUCAUGAACUAAAAGGAGGAGGAAAAAUGAAGAAGGAGGAGGCUAUGACUGGGGUUUGGAUUUUUAGCAUGAAUCCCCAAAUCAUUUCCUGUAACUCUGCUCCUGGAGUGUGAUUCUCUUUCAAGACUGAAAACACGAAGAUCUUAAUGGAAUAAUCUGGAAAUCAGAGCCUUACCAUCUUCUUUACAUCCCAAACCCUCUGGCCUUACCCCAUGGUAUUAGAUACAUGACUGCGCUUUAUUUUCACCAGCAUGCUGUGAAACAUCUUGUAAAAUAUUGUUUGUCCUUUUUUUCCCCUAACACAUGUCCUGUACGAAUGCAUCCCACCCUCGGGUUUUUGCAUGAUGGGGCCAUGAGUGGGUAGCUCAGAAAUUUGCAUGUUCGUCUCACAACAAAACAUGAACAGAUUUGUUUUUUUUUUCUGGAGAGAUGCAAAACUAUAGUUCCUUUUUUUGUAAGGGCCUACUAUAAGUUUGGUUUGUUGUUUCCAUGACAUUAGCUGACUGUUUGUAUGUAACCUAAGCUGGAGAUAAGAGAUGAUCUGGCCUUAACUCCCAAAAUAACUCUUUUAAAACACAAAUAAUUUUGAGUUCAGCUCAAAAGUUUAUCAGAAAGACCCUCUCUGUGUGUUUCAUAUCCACAUCUCUUAACACCAUAAGUCUAUGAUACAGCUUCCCAACAAAAAUAUACAUUCUCCGAACCCAUGCUCAAGUAUCACUUAGAUAUUAUUGGAUUUAUUGAGAUUUCCAGAACUGGCUGUGUCAGAAUUUACUUUUAUUAAACCUACUGUGUAGUCUUUAUGUUAUUUAUUAUGGACUAGUCUUGACCAUAUUUAGCCUUUGGACCAUUUCAACUGAAUAAAAGUACUGGUUUUUUUUGGUAUGAACACUCCUCCUGCUACUAGUCCUCUCUUUUCACAGAUGUGGAAACCACAGUGUAUGAAUCAUGUAGUGGCAAUGGUCUAAGGUCUCAUUUACUCUCCAUAAAGUGAACUCUAGAGUGUUUACUUCAAGAGGGAUAAAGUGAAUAAUUUCUGACACAGCCUAGGAUAAGACCCCCUCAAAGCUUCAUCAAAGGAACAUUGUGAUCAAAAUUAAUGAAAUGUCCCUUUAAGUAUUAGUUUUUUUAUAGUUAUGGUAGCACCAUAUCAUCCCUCAUUUCAAAUUGCUCUCUGAUCAAACUCAAGUUAAGCCUCUUUCCAACAUUUGUGUCAAGCACUUAGCACAUCAGGUGGAUCUUUGGUUUAGUAUCACCACUUUUAUGCACUGUAACACUAACAGUCAGGUAACUGUGCAGAUUUCAAACCACCGUAUAGCCGAACUGAUCCCAGAAAUGCCCAAGCUAUGCAAAGAAUUUCUCGAAAGUCACGACCGUGGAUCUGUUAUGCAUUAGUUAAGUGUUUGUCCUAGGCUCUCAUGUACAGAUUUACUGAUCAAAGUGAGUAUUAAAAGUAAUAAGUGUGUGUAGAGGCCCUCUCUUUAUCCCUUGUUUUGAACUGUUGGUAUGUCAGGAAGGUGUGCUCUGCACUAAGCAUGAGCAAAUAUUGAUACAACUCACCUUUGUGUUUUAGACUUGCCUUUGUUAAUGAUGCAGCUUUGCUUAACCAACAACAUUUGGGUUGAAGCUGGGAAAAGCUAGACGCAAAAAAAAAAAAAAAAAGCUGCAGUCUGAUUGUUUGUGUCUAAACCAACACUGUCCUCUUUAGCUGCAGCUGAUCUGCAGACAAAGAACCAGAGAGACGAGUCGAAGUGUAUCAGGUGGUUGUUAUGAGCAUUGCUUUUUGUGUGUACGUUGUUAUAGAUCAUCUUUGUUUGUGCUUUAGGUCAAGGGCUCGCUGAUCACAGUCCAAGCAUGAUCCUCAAGUUAGCUUUAUUUAUAUGGAAUUAUAUAUUUAUACACAUUGGUAAAUGCUUGGCUGGUUACAAUGUCAGUUACCAAACCUUUUUGGAUUAUUUACUGUAUACCUGUGUUCUCUUGUGGCCAUAAAUGAAACAGCAUUUUAUUAAGUUCUCUACCUUGUCUUUUCAACCUGAAAUUGCUUUUGUACUGUUCCCAUUUCACUAUGUCAUUACAUUUCACAUUUAUCCAACACACGCCUAUCAUAGCCUCAGACAUUUCCUGUACCAAGAAUAAGGAACGUGUUUUUUUCACCCAAAUGAAAGUUAAAUUUCUACUUACAAGCACCACAUGAUUGCAAUAUUCUGAAAAUAAACACAUCUAAAACACACAUACUGUUCUUCUUGUCAUCCUAGCAGUGCUUUUGGUUUAAGUUUUCUAUGCGUACAGUUUUUUAGACAUGUUGCUCUAUUCAUGAAGCCUUUUAAGUCUUGUGUGCUUUCAGUCUUACAGGCCUUUGAAAUACAGUAAAAGCCCAAAGGCUUAUUGGUUGCGCAUUCCUGACACAAUUAACUGUACCACAUGAAGUGAAUUCACACAAUAUAAGGGCAGAGCUGCCAAACCAGUUCUCCCUUGACAGUGCAGGAAUGAAUGCCCAGGGGGCUUGGCCUUUCCUGCAGACACUUGGUAACCUGUCUGUGCCCACAAAGCAUCCUGUACAUCCACCAUCUUUGCCUGAACAGACACAACUAAUAUCCACAUAAAAGAUGACAUUAAAAUGACCCUGUUGGGGAAAUAUGGUGUAAUAAAUGAUGCAGCAUUAAAAUUUGAACUGCACAUGCAAGUUUCCUGCAAUAUUUCAGUUCAAACACUGACGGAUGGGGAAGUAGGAAGUUGUUUUGGAUUUUACUUUAAUCCCAGCGCAGAGACUGGGCAGGUAACUACAUUUAAGACAUGGAAGUGGACACCUCCCACUCCCGGUGGAACAUAAUAUCUGCUCUUCCUCUGUUUUUGACAGAUACAUUCAGCUCAUCUCUGAACAAAACUGAGGGCCCCUUUUCUCUUCUUCCUCUUCUUUUCUUAUCUCUCCUUGCUUCUUUGUUCCUCUCUUUUCUUUUUAUCUCUGCAUCUUUUCUUUUCCUAUCCUCUAUACUCUGAUCUUUUCUUUCACCUCACUUUCUCUCCUCUUCCUAUCUAUACAUUCCUUUCCCUCCUAAUCUUGCCUUUCUUCCUUUCCUUUUUGAGCAUUAUUAUUUUCCUCUUUUUCCUCUCUCUCACCUAUUCUUAUAAUGUACCUCAAAUCACGUUCUUUACCUCUUUUUCCACAUGUAUUCAUUGUAUAUCUCUGUCUUGCACCCUCCCUUCCAUUUCUUUCUCACCUUUUCUUUUCCUUAAUUUAUAUCUUUACACUUCUAUCUCUGUCUUUCCUCUCUUUUUCUCUAACUUACCUUAUACCUCACUGUCUUUCCUCUCCUUUAUUUCCUCCUUUCCUUCUUGAGGAUGUUUCCUUUUCCACCCUCUUCUCUGUUCCCAGCCUUUCAGUAACCUCACCCCCACCUCUCCACUUACAGAGAGCCAAAUACUACGUUUUUCAAUGUUUUCCGACACAUAAAGGUUGUUUUAGGGUCUACAUCGGGGUCUUUGAAACAUCACCUUUUGUUUACACACCACAUGUUAAUUUGCAUCCUAUGAAGGAAGAGGUCAAAGGUUAUCUCUGCAAUAACAAGGUGUCAACAAACCUACCUGCCGACUCCCACAACACCCAGCGCAGCAGUGUUUUGUUUCUGCUGUGUUUACAUGUGUCCUGUGACUGCUUCUUUCACAUAAAACCGCGGGGACUCCUGGCAACAGUCGGCUCAGCACUUACACACAGGUACACACAGGUUACACAACACAUAGAAAAAAUACACAACACGUGUGCAAAAACAACACUCCCACUGCAGGCAGGUCUCAGUUUACAAGGAAACCCCAGAAAACGUUCAAACAUUAAUAACGCUGCCAGCAUUCAAUAGGUCCCCUCAGUUUGGCUCAAGUCUCACACACAUAGAGACACACACUAAACACUCACACAAAGACCUGAACCUCUACUACUUGACAGCCUAUGGCUAUAAACAAUAGCUAUGAGCCAUUGUUCAGCCCCCCUUCAGGUGUAAGUCCAUACACUGAAAGUCUCCAGGGUAACCGCCUUAGACGACCGUUAAGCCACGAUAAUUGACUGACAACAUACGACAUUACAGCUUUUGUGUGACCUUCUGGUUUCAGUUUACACAAAUUCAUAUUUUUGUUUAUCCAAAGGUGGGUGUAACCUAUUCAAACUCUAAACUUGAGUGUGAUCCCAUUAAAUAACACACAGGUGUUUCUCUGAGUUACUGUAACAAGUUUAAAGGGUUACUGUAACAGGAAAGGCUAGCUGUUUGAUCCCAGUUACCUCAGUUUACAUGAAGCACAAGACACUGGACCCCAGACUUGCUCCCUUAAAGGGAUAUUCCGGCGUAAAAUUAAUUAAUUCUUCAUGGAAAUGCAAUCAGACUGAGACGCUACGGCAGAAGAACUACCAUGUCUGCAGUGCAAAAUGAUUAAUAUGGUGAUUAUUACUUCAAGGAAAUGAUAAAGAAAUUAUCAUAAAUGUUCUUCCUUGAGCUGCGUCACCCCACUGUAGUCCGUAAUGGACUGGCCCGAGAUCUCGCUACAAACUAGCGGCUGCUGGAAGAGAGUAGGUGAGUUGUGUUUAGUCUCUUUGCUAAAGAAAUCAGGCAAAGUUAAAAAGAUGUUUGGUGGCUAGUGCUGUAGCUGGAACCCUAUAUGUACUGUUGAUGAAGUUAGGUGCUGUUCUGAGCAUGAAUUUACCCCUUUUUAUACACACAAAAAACUGAACAAUGCAUCCACUCUGAAAACUUGAAAAUGUGACUCCAAACUGUUCAAGUCUAAGCCAAACUCUACUCAAAUAUUGUUAAGAUUGAGGCCUUUAAAAACAUCUGAACAUUUCCAGUUGGGAAAGCGGAGUAGUCUGAUGUGAUGCCAAAAAGCCCUGGUUGUGCCCACAUUAAAAUCAGUAUGUUUCAAAGGUAUCAGAUGAAUUUUACAUUGAUUUCGACAUCAGCUCAUGUGACCAACAAUAAUGAUUGUUUAACAGCGUGACUCAGGCUUGUGUUUGUGAAACCACAUAAAAUCUGAAACAACCAGGUGGUUUGUGAGUCACUUCUCUUGAACCCUUUUAACUUCUUUUGUACUGCUGGGAGUGUUAGCCUCUCCCUGUGUUUGUGAGUGUACCUGUGUUUAAUAUUACAGAGUAUUUUGGGGGUGGCUGGGUCAAAGAUUGAUCAAAUACUGGCAAAUGAUUUGUUGAUAUAAAAGCUAUUCAUGAGAAAAUAUCCCAGGUAGUCACAUGAUUUCAAAAUAAUCACAUCAACAACAAACAUCAGGCUGUAUCACCAGGACUAAAGAUGAAUUAUCUAACGUCCCCCUGAAUGUUAAUCCAAGAUUUAUUUCUGAUCUCUGUGCAAAAUUUGUGCUGUGGCAUUUCUAACGUUUUGUGCAUUUAUUCUGUCUUUGUAGAUCAAAGGCGAGGGAGGGUUUCACCUGGUGACCCCACUCCCAGCUUCACAAGGUAUCUGAGUCAGGAAUCAGUCAAUAUGAGUGUAGGAGUGGUCUGUCCUAGGCGCAGAAAAGCACAAAACCACAGCUGCACCCAAAGCCUGACAUGGUCAGUGAGGUUUUCCAACAAAUGAAAGUAUGUGCACUGAACUUUGUGCCAUGUUGAGCUCACAGUUAAUACAAGUAGAGAGCUACAUACAUGAUACAUACAUGAUACAUCAUACCUGAGCAACACCAUGAUUUUAAUUUGUGUGCAUGUAUUAUAUAAUUUUGUUUCUGUCAGGAUCCUUCAACCUGAAGCACAAGUCUGCCACCA
Molecule: messenger RNA, 10830 nt
Organism: Xyrichtys novacula (pearly razorfish)
Lineage: Eukaryota; Metazoa; Chordata; Actinopteri; Labriformes; Labridae
Source: the annotation of a GenBank genome assembly